This is a messenger RNA of Vollenhovia emeryi, 1165 nucleotides long. RefSeq lists its product as uncharacterized. The record is from RefSeq and is a predicted model, not a curated record. The coding region runs from base 128 to 457 and encodes 109 amino acids. Lineage: Eukaryota; Metazoa; Arthropoda; Insecta; Hymenoptera; Formicidae. The transcript is spliced from 3 exons.
AGGGUUAAGGGUGGGGUAAGUUAAAAGUUUUCCUGGGACUUCAACUAGUAAAGACGCCCUCAGAGUUUCAGUCGUCGCCGUCGAAGUGAGUCGAUUUCUCCGGUGUUUCCAGUACAGUGUUAGAAGAAUGAAUCAUUACGUUCCUCUGGAUAUGUCGUCCAAGAAACAGUGUAACGCUUUUAGCAAUCGGCGUUACAUGCCGUAUGUUCCUCGAAGCAGUUAUACGCCAUCCGUUCCUCAAGAUGAAACUGCAUCGAGCAAGAAACUGUGCGGUGACGUUUCUGAUGAACCUCAUAACCCACCGCGUAUCAUGUGCAGGAGGUUACCGCUGACAUCUGCAGCAUUCAAAUAUAUAGAUAUUGGGAUCAGAGUAGUACCUCGUGCAUCCUACGUAGAAAUAAUUCUCGGCGAUAAUCAAGGACAUCGGAUGGAGUUAGAUCAAUUUUGGAAAGAAUAGAGAGAAAAUCCAUCAAAAAUAGACCAGCUGCUAAAGGCAACAGAUGCGGCAUCAUCAUCAGCGGUACAGCUUAAUAAUUUAGCUCUAGAACUAGUUAGAACGCGCCACGGAAAUAUUGUAAAAGUAACAUCAAAUAAUACUUCUAUGUACAUGAAACCAUCAACCAUAUCAUUUUUAUUUGAACUGGAACACUGUGUAGAUCGCAUAUAUUUUGAACUGUGUGAUGAUCUAGAAACAGUACAUGAAAUCUUCGAAGAACUCGUUGUGCGUUUACAAGAUAUAUGGAUGAGUGGCGAAAAAAAAUGUGAUACACCGAACGAUGCAGUUAGAAUCCUACACGACAUGUACUAUAAAAAUUCAAUCGAAAAUUGUGAAUUUAUUUCGAUCAUAAAGUGCGAAUUAAUGGCUUAUGCCGUAAAAGAAAUUCUUGCCGAAGCCAAAAGUCGGGGUGAUGUAUUUUGAUAAAUUGAGAUUAAAAAUUUUUUAAUGACAUACAUUUUCUUCCAAUCCAUUCUAUCUUCCCUUCCCAAGUAGUUAAUAAGAAGAAGAGCGACAACGUAGGGCUAUAUGCGAGGGAGAGGAUGCGAAUAGGGAGAGAGAGAGAGAGAGAGAGAGAGAGAAGGAAAUAUGAGCGGGGAAAAAAAUAGACAUCGUUUCGAUAUAUAAUAUAUUUAUUUUGCUUACAUCAGCAAUUGAAUACACUUUUUA